This is a messenger RNA of Xyrichtys novacula (pearly razorfish), 1183 nucleotides long. The record is from the annotation of a GenBank genome assembly. NCBI's taxonomy places the organism in Eukaryota, Metazoa, Chordata, Actinopteri, Labriformes, Labridae.
GUAUGUCUCUCUAAUGAGAGGAGAAAUGAAAGCAGCGAGAAGGAAACAUGGCUCGGUACUCCAAAUGUGACACCAAAAGGUAAGAAUUCCCUCAAUAAUUUAUCUCAUCUUGAGCUUUUUAGACAUUAAUACUUCAUCCUCUGUCUUCAUCUGAGACAUUUGUGCUCUCUUUAACCCUCCAGAGCAGUAGUUUGAGUCUAUCUGUGCUGAGACGGGACAGUCUGUGGUGGCCUUUCAGGGGGGGAAUGUUAGCAGCAGCACUCCACUGAAUGUGUCACAGAGGUGUCAGCUGAGGUGCUCCGUGAAGAGAGAGGGUGUAUGACGGACAAGACAGAGCAGGAGGAAAUGCAAUUCAACCACACCACUGCUCAUAUUUCACCCACAAUUGGCAAACCUGGAUUUCCCGGGUACUCUGUCCUCAUCCUUUUCAUGGUGCUCACGCUGACAGGAUGUAUAGUGGCCGUGGUAAGAGCACUCCUCACUUCAGUGGUACUCUGUUUCAUUAUGGCUCUGUCUUCUAACGUGUUUUCAUUAUUCUCCUCUUCAGGUUGUUUAUAUCAGGAGGAGACAGAGGUCAGUUGAAUCUGAAUUUGAAGCAUCAGAUCAUUUUAUGUUUUAGUUUUUUCUCACAGCCAGGAUCUUGUUUGUUUUGCUGCAGAUUAGACGAUCUGCGUCACAGGCUGAUCCCCCUGUACAGCUACGACCCUGCAGAGGAACAAGACGACUGGGGGGAUGAAUAUAAAGAGGAUGAGGAGGGGCUGACUGUAAGAAGACUUUAAAAUAUACAAUAAACAAACAUUUCACAACAUCAGCGGGUGUUUAUGAAACUCAGACUUACACAGAACUAUUUUCUUUCAUAGGAACCUCUGUACAAGGAGGGGAAGCUCUUCUUGUCAGCUGAUUAUGGAACAUGAGCGGUAACUCAAGACGGACAGAGGAAUGUGAACAAGAAGAGGAAGAGGAGGAAAGAUCUUCCUCCUUGUUAUAAAAGAAGACGAAACAAAUAGACUGUCUGCUUCCUCAAAAUUAUAAAAGAGACAUAUAAAAAAUGACUCCCAGCAUCACAUCAGAUCAUUUCAUGUCCUCAAAUUGUUUUCCACACCGCCCAGCAGAUGGCACUCUCAUCCUUUCUUAUUUCUUUUUCUCCUCUUUUCUUCUUUUAGGGUCUGUAGCUACUAAAAGU